Messenger RNA from Owenia fusiformis, 6167 nucleotides. NCBI's taxonomy places the organism in Eukaryota, Metazoa, Annelida, Polychaeta, Sabellida, Oweniidae. The record is from the annotation of a GenBank genome assembly.
GGGUAAGAUUGGAUGUAUGGAUUAAUAAUCCAGUAGGCUCCGUGAAUCUGUCACUGGGAGAACAACUUUGGGCAAGGUAAGAUCAUCUGACACCCGCAGGAGACCAAUGACACGAGGACCAAUGACACAGGGGCUACGACAAAUGAGGAUAAGUGUCACUCUCGGGAACUUUCAUUAGAAGAAACAACACAAUUACGAACUCUUAAGAUAAAAUUAGGAGAAUUAACUAAUCUGGUGAUUAAUUUCACGAAAUGGGCUUGAAUUACGUGUGAACAGCGGCGACAGACCUUCGGUAAAUUAUCUACGUUUCAAUAGUUGUGACCAGAUUCUAAAAUGGUCGGCUUAGAUUAUGUUUCGGUUUAUUCGUGGAGAAGUACAAUAAGCUUAUUGUAAUGAAAUGACCACUGUAAAAUCAGAUAUUAAGCUGUUAAACUCUCGGCCUAUGGCAACCCACCGUAAACCAGUCGAGCUUAAGAUUAUCCUCUCGACGAUAUAACACAACAAUACCAAAAUUGACUUUGAAUACACUUUUGGCACAGUCCGGCCUUUAAAAUUCACACCGAUACCACAUAUGAAAACUACGCUGAAAUCUGUAUCAUGGACAGCACGGAGAGAAAGUGAGAGUGAGAGAGACUAAGGGAAGGAAGGACGGAUAAUACGAUGGGUGAUAAGGCGAUAAACGGAGAUGUUGAAGAGAUGGAGGAGGUUGUGAUUGACCCCGAAAAGGUCAACAGAGUAAAGAGCGUAUUCCGAGGAAGCCUCAAGGAAGUACCUCCACUCAGCUCAAAAAUUGUCCGUAUUUUUACCAGCAGUACUUUUACAGAUACAACAGUAGAACGCAAUGCGUUGAUGGCAAACAUCUAUCCAAAAUUGAAAGAAUAUUGCAGAGAAAAACAUGGAUUGGAAUUCCAGGUAGUGGACAUGAGGUGGGGAGUCAGAGACGAGGCUACCGAGGAUCAUAUGACAACUGAGUUAUGCAUGCAGGAAAUCCUCAAUUGUCAGCGUCUCUCUAUGGGACCAAACUUUGUGGUUUUCCUAGGUCAGAAGUAUGGUUAUCGGCCUAUCCCCACAAUCAUCCCUGCUAAGGAAUUCGAGAUGCUUCGCGAAGUAAUCAAGGGAGUAGCUAGUGAGCUGGAGUUACUAGACGAGUGGUACAAGAAGGACGACAACGCUGUACCUGCUAUAUAUGUUCUACAGCCCAUUAGCACCAACUUACCAUAUUUUAAUAUGAAGCGUAAUCCCAAACUUCAAGAGAGGGACCAAGCCUUAUGGUGGGAGACAUUUGGCAAGCUCACCAAGAUGUUGAGAAAAGCUGCAAACGUGCUUUUUAUUGCUAGGAAGUUGACUCGGGAGCAAAUGCACAGCUACUUUAUGUCAGUGACAGAACGAGAAAUCCAUAAAGGAAUUUUGAACGCUCAAGAUACACAUGAACAUUGCUUGGCCUACUUCCGUUACAUCAACAACAUGAACACAACUCUCCUUAAAUUCGCCACAAAAUUUGUUGACAUUGCUGCAAGAUCAGUUGACAACGAAGCUCAAAAACUAUUAACAACUCUCAGAGAGACAAAAAUUCCUGCAAAAAUUACUAGCGACAAUAUUGUUAGAUACACUGUAGACUGGAGUGGUAAGGAAGGUAUUGAUGCCGACUCACACGCUGAUUAUAUUAAUGAAUUCUGUAAUAGUUUCCACGACCGAAUUAUUGACUUGGUCGACAGAGCCGUUAAUAAACACGCUCAGUUGACGAACGACAGGGUGUAUGGCGAGAGUCUCCAGCAUCUGCAUAUGUGCAUGAGAUACGCAAAGAUAUUUCAAGGCAGGGAGGAAAUCAUAGCACUUAUAAGGGAAUAUUUUGAAGGCCCUUCUCAGCUCCCCCUUAUUCUGAACGGUGAAAGUGGCUGCGGGAAAACAUCAUUACUUGCAAAAGCGGCGAGCAUGAUUACUGAAUGGUAUCCUAAAGACUGUGAGCCAGUAAUGCCAUUAAGGUUUCUUGGUACAAGCCCCGACAGCUCAACGAUCAUUCCCCUACUGACCAGCCUGUGUCAUCAAAUCGCUGCCAACUAUGAUCUACCUAGGGACGAAAUUCCCGUUGAAUUGUCACAUCUUAAUCUCUACAUGAAGAAGGUAAUCCAAAAUGCUACAGCUGAGAAGCCACUCGCAAUCUUCCUGGACUCUAUGGACCAGUUGUCAGGAGCGGACGGAGCUCAUCAACUAGCAUGGUUGCCUAUCCAAUUGCCACCACAUGUAAAAAUCGUCAUAUCAACCCUCCCUAAUUAUUACGGUCUCUUGGAUAGAAUGUCCGUGAUGAUCGAUGAGCCAAACAAUCCGAAAAACUUCAUCAAACUUUUCCCAUUAGGUGAAAAACUAGGAGUACAAAUAUUGAAACUAUGGCUUGAGAGUUCCAAUAAAAGUAUUACCCAACCACAAUGGGAAAUAGUUAUGGACGCUAUAACAAAAUGCAACCUUCCUCUCUUUGUGAAACUUGUCUAUGAUUUCAUCGUAAAAUGGCGAUCAUACAGCAAGCCUUCUACCACAAUUCUAGCGUACACCAUACACGACAUGAUAAUGCAGCUCUUUGAUAGAGUUGAAAACAUACACGGGAAGAUCCUCGUGGCGCAAUCAUUGGGCUACGUCACUGCGUCCAAAUCUGGUCUCAGUGAAUCAGAAUUGGAGGACCUCCUUUCCCUGGAUGAAAAGGUUUUAAACGAUGUAUACCAGUACCAUCUUCCACCAGUACGUCGCAUACCUCCUCUUUUAUGGACGAGAAUUCGAGCAGAUCUUCCUGGCUACUUUAGCGAGAGGGACGCUGAUAAUGUGAACGUCAUCAAUUGGUACCAUCGGCAGUUUAUAGAGGCCGCCAAAGAACGAUACUUUAGGAAUCUGAACUACGUGGCAGAAAUCCAUUCGAACAUAGCAGAAUUCUUCAAGGGGACUUGGGCGGGUAUUCCCAAACCGUUUGAAUAUUCUGAGCUGCAGAGGAAAAGGUUCUGUUUAGAUGAUAAACACGGGGAAUCUGAUAGAAAGAUGCCUCCCCAGCCCCUGGCAUUUACCAAUGAUGAAGGAGAGAUUGUUCGCUACAACCUGAGGAAACUCAGUGAAUACCCAUUCCACCUUGUUAGAUCUAAGAGGUAUGAUGAGCUUUAUAGUGACGUGCUGUUCAAUUACAAGUGGCUUCAAGCAAAGUUGAGUUGUAUGCCUCUCCAAGCAGUGCUUGCUGACUUCGAGGAUAUGCUUCAAGAGCAGUACGACAAGGAAAUAGAUCUUUUGGCGGACGCACUUCGACUUUCAAGUUCUGUGAUCAGCCAUCACCCAAGUAACCUAGCAACACAGAUAACAGGCCGCUUUCUACCUUAUUACUCCGCCAGCCAUAAGAUACGUAAUCUUAUGCAACAAUGUGAUAGUGAUGGGCUGGCUCAUUGUGCACUUGUUCCUACGUACCAUUAUUUACACACUCCUGGAGGUCCUCUACAGUACUCCCUUGAGGGCCAUCCCUUUGCUCCAUUUGGUAUCAAGAUCACAUCUGACGCCAAAUACAUCGUAUCCGUGUCAAACAAGUUCAUCAUCUGGGAUUUGUUUACAUCUGAGGUGUUCCGAAUGAUUACACCUGGUAUAGGAGGUAUCAUGCAAAAUUUACUACUGAGUCCAGACGACAAGUAUGCAGUGAGCUACACAAACAAUAAUCAGCUUGUGUUCUGUCAUGUAAUGACAGGUGAUUUCAAAAUUGUCUCGGAUGUCUUAUCCGGCGAUGAUAACAUUAUUGGUGCUACGUACACGGACAAGGAAGUUGUGAUGUGGACGCCAAAAGAGUGGAUAGCAUAUACAUUUGAAGGAGACUUCGUGUCAAGGAAUAAAAUAUCAGGUAGUUGGCCAAUCAUACAAUUCAACACAGGGCCUGACAAAGGCUCCCAUCAUGUAGUGAGGAAGACCGGGUCUGAUUCGGACAGUGAUCUCACUGUGGAAAUACAAAAUGAAAGCACGGAACCGUUUCACUUCCAUAGUGCAAUAGCUUUAACUAAAGACAUGAGAACAAUGUACUGUUGCAUUGAAAUCAGUGAUGACAACAUUGCUGUGUAUAAGAAAGAUGAGAACGAUUGGAGAUAUGACCGCACACUUGGUGAUAACAUGGAGAAGGUGUUUGCAAUGACCUUAUCGCCCGAUCAACGUUAUCUUGUAGCUACAGUUACAUCUGGAUACAAAGUAUGGGACACAAAUAAUGAUAGAGAAGUCGUCAUGAAGCUGCCACAGGGUAUACGCAACAUUCCAGCCAAAAAUCAAAUUACAAGUUUGGUUGUUUUUACCAAAGGCACAGAGUACGUUGUGGCCGGAGUCCGAAAAAACAUAUACGUUUGGGAAAUUAUGAAGGGCACUUUAAUCAAAACAUUAGACGCUCAUUUUGGUCGGAUAAUUGCACUUGAAGCUGUAACCAAUGGUAUGAAUAAGGUGAUAUCAGGAUCAAUCGAUAAGACCAUCAAGGUUUGGAACUUUGAUAACAUUAUGGAAGACGUGCAUGCAAUCGAUAGAUUAGAGAAACCAAUCGAAUCUAUUUGUCUCGCAAAUAAUGCAUAUCUCGCUGCAACAGUAACAAGGAACACUGUUGGUAUAUGGAAUAUGGAGAGUGGGCGGCUGGAGAAGAUGUUGGCAAAUAGCGCGCAUAGUAGCAUCGUUACCCAUGCAGCUAUUACCGAUGAUGGUGCGCACCUUGUCAGUGCAGAGUCUGGCAAUAUCCUUAUCUGGGACGUUAAGAAAGAAAAAGUCCUGAAGCUUGAUCCCCAAAGGGAUGUUCUCCAACUGGAAUUGAGUGACAAUGAUACGAAGGUGAUAGCAAUAUCUCGCACGUCCGGGACAGGGAAUGCAAGGUGCAUAUGUAGAAGUAUUCCCAGUGGCGAACAUCAAUACAACUUCGAGUUCGAGUUCAAGAAGUUUAGAAAUGGUGUUAUUACAUGUGAUGGGGUUUUUCUCGUGUUGAGCAUCGUUGAUAAGAAAGAUGGCAAUGCACUUGGACUCUUUCAUGCCAAGACAGGCACACAUAUGAACAAUCUCCCCGUAAAGAACACAGAAUUCAACUUUAUGGUUGCAAUGCCACACGAUCCAAAUCAGAUUGCAAUAAUUGACAAUGAAAAGGGAUGUAUAUAUGAUCUCAAAAAGAAAUCAAUCACUCGGCAAAUUCAACGAUGGAAUGGUCAGUGUACUGCUAACGGUAAAUAUGGCUUAUACGCUCCAACUCGAGGUGGCCUUGAAUUGUUAGAGCUCCGGCAUGGCAAAACAGUCAAGGUGAUGAUUCCGAAGGUUGCUGAAGGAGUUCACGAGGUCAAGGUUAUGUUUACGAGAAAUGACCGCCAUGUCUUGUACUAUCAUACCGGCCAUCGCACUCUCCGACUGUUCAGGGUAUCUGACGGCGAAAUGAUAGCCAACUUCAAAUGCCACGCAGAGUUGAAUGGAUUAGCAGGUACAAAGAGCGGAACGUCUGUAGUAUUCGGUGCUGUAGACGGGAGUCUCACAAUGCUGACUAUAGCUGACCCAAUGGACGAGUCAGCUAUUGAGUUUGUACAGAGUCUUCCCAGUCGGCAGGUUCCCACGACGGAAGUGUCAAAGAAAGAUCCUGAUGAAGAAGGUCAAGUGGAGAAGAAGACAAAUGGAAAUGUUUCAAUGGGUGCAACUUUGAGGGUUGCUGCUUUUGUAGGAAAGGCUAAAAAUCAACAAAGAUCUCGAGCUUGUUUGUUGCAAUAAACAGAAACAUAAAAAAUGAUAAAUGUAAAUAUAGAACAUUUUGCAGUAAUUUAUUAAUUAUAUAUAUAUAUUAUAUAUGUUACCUAAUAUAAUCGAGCGUCCGUCCAGCGAUUACAGCGAUAAUAGUACAUUGGAUUAAGGUUGACUGUUUUCUUACUUGAAUGAAAGACUAUUAGAGUAUGUAAUGACUAUUUUAAGUGUAUGCCAAAUUUUGUGUUGUAGUUGAUUUCAAUGGCUUUUGCUAAAUUUUGGAAUGUACAGGGUGGGCCAUACAAACAUCCAUAUUCUUUUGAUAUUUCUAUUUUGAUUAUGCAUGGAUUUUAAAUAUACUAAGCAGCAAUUAUCAAUUAUAAUGUAAUAAGGGAGAUUACAAUUGAUUCAAUACCAAGAAAACUGACCUGUUAUGCAAAUUCUGGGUGAAAUAUUUAUAAGUCAAAUGCUCU